Nannospalax galili (Upper Galilee mountains blind mole rat) is the source of this 405-nucleotide messenger RNA. RefSeq lists its product as uncharacterized. Bases 1 to 405 code for a protein of 134 amino acids. Lineage: Eukaryota; Metazoa; Chordata; Mammalia; Rodentia; Spalacidae. The record is from RefSeq and is a predicted model, not a curated record. The transcript is spliced from 2 exons.
AUGGCAAAGGCAAAGAAGAAGUCCAAGUCUCAGAAGCCGCCGGCACACUUAGCGCCACUAACUUCACGCACUAAACCCAAGAAAUCUACGACUCACCAUCAACCCAGAGUCAGGACUGGUGUCAACACCUAUAGACAGGCUGGUUCCAGAACCAGGGGAAAGGUCCGGAAGACCACCAAUAAGGGCAGAAGACCCUUGCCAUGGAGCCCUAAGGGGAAGGCUUCUGAAAAAACUACAGCCCCUGUUAAAAAGCCCAAGAACGAUCAAGAAAAACCGUUAUUGGGUCACUACCACCAACUGAUGGAGGAGCCGAAUACUACCGAGGAGGCGUCCCCAGAGCCGGAAUCAGAGGAGAGCUGCUUAGAGAGCUCCAGCACAUCUGUCACUGACCCGGAGAGCCAAUAA